AUGACCAGAAGGGUGAUUUCUUUUUUGGUGUUUGAUGAGGAAGACGUCUCCUUACCGUUGCUAGAAUGCAGAUGGUUGACAAUAAGUUCUUGUAUUUCAAGACUUUCCUUCGUCAUGCUGGACAACCUCUUUAGGGUGACUACUAAUUUGGAAAAUUUGAUGAUAUUUCCUGAUAUGCUAAUAUGUUGCUUAAAGGACUACCCAUUUCUUCAUCAUGAAGAAAUCUUUGAUUUGUUGGAAUAUGACUACCUCUCGUUUGAAGAAAACAUAUUCAAAGUUUCCUUACAGAAUUUGAAGAAUGUCAAGGUUAUGCCAUUUUGUAUUUGUAUCUGUAAACCUGAGACAACAAAGCUCGAUCAAUUCUUGAAGUUCUUACUUGAGCACGCAAUAAAUCUAGAGAAAAUGGUUAUAGUGCCAAAGCACAAGAGAUGCAACAGUUGUUCUACUAAUAUCUCACAAUUGAUGAAGAGUUUGUUACUUUUUCCAAGAACUUCUAUUAGUGCAAUUACUUCCUUAGGACCAGUUACCAAAAAUGUUUUUGACAUAUAG
Molecule: messenger RNA, 549 nt
Organism: Solanum verrucosum
Lineage: Eukaryota; Viridiplantae; Streptophyta; Magnoliopsida; Solanales; Solanaceae
Exons: 3
Coding region: 1-549 (182 amino acids)
Source: RefSeq, a predicted model, not a curated record